UGCGCGGAGCUCCAUCACCAAACAGCAGCACUCGCCCAGAGCAGAGGACACAGCAGACCAUCACCCUCUCUUACACACACACUCUCUCUCACACUCUCUUACACUCUUACACACACUCUCACACUGCUGCAGACUGCUGGAGGAUCACCGAACUCUGCAGACCAGAAAACACAGAAACACGCCAUCAUGACUCUCGCAGCGUAUAGAGAGAAGAUGAGAGAGCUCCCCCUGGUGUCUCUGUUCUGCUCCUGCAUCCUCCCCCAGCCCAAAGAGAAACCCACCAAACACACACCACAAGGUGUGGUGGACCUGAACCUGUGCAUUAUUAAAGACAUGGAGGUGAUCGAGCUGAACAAGCGCACCUCCGGCCAGGCCUUCGAGGUGAUCCUCAGACCCCCGUCGUUUGAUGGACAGCGUGAGUUCCAUCCCACCAUCCCUCCCCGCCGAGACCCGUCACUGGAGGAGAUCCAGAAAAAACUCCACGCAGCUGAGGAACGAAGAAAGGGUCAGGAGGCGGAGCUUCUGAAGCACCUGGCGGAGAAGAGGGAGCACGAGCGGGAGGUGGCUCAGAAGGCCAUCGACGAGCAGAACAACUUCAUCAAGAUGGCCAAAGAGAAGCUGGAGCAGAGGAUGGAGAUCAACAAGGAGAACAGGGAAGCUCACAUCGCCGCCAUGCUGGAGCGCCUGCAGGAGAAGGACAAGCACGCUGAGGAGGUUCCUUGAGGUGGUUCUCCACACACUCGCUGAACCUGUGGGAGGAGCUUAUUAGCUUGGAACUCAUGAGAUAACGAUACAGAAAGACCUGGUGAUGUUGUGAUAUCAUUGUGAACGGCUGGCGUCCGGCCAAUUUUACCAGACCUGAAAAACGGACUCGGCCUGGUCAGACUGAAGCGUCUGAGGCUGAAGCAUCACUGACUUUUAAUCAGAGGAGCCGACAGUGCCAAAUCUCACCGCGCGUGUGUGUGUGUGUGUGUGUGUGUGUGUGUAUGAGCUGAUCGAUAUAAGGAGUGGUCGAUACUGAUUUUUCUGCUGAAAACCAAUAAUAUCAUGUACAGCUUAGACUUAAAACUUCUUAAAAAUCAUACAAAUAUUGUCUUAUUUUUCUUAUUUCUCAUCAUUUUCUUUUUUAUUAUUAUGUUUCCAUGUUAACGCAUUCAGGAUUGCCAACUGAGAUAUUAAGGAGGCUGGAGUAAAACUAGAAUGAGAAUUUAAGGAGGCUAAAGUGAGAUAUAAAGAUGGCUAAAGUAAGGGUUGGUGUGAGAAAUUAAAGAGGCUAGAAAGAGACUAGAGUGUGAUAUUAAAGUGGCUGAAGUGAGAUAUCAAGAAAGCUUGAGCCUGGGAUGAGAAAUUAAGGAGGCUAGUGUGGAACUGGGAUGAGAUUUUAAAGUGGCUGGAGCGAGAUAAUAAGGAGGCUAGCGUGAGAUUGGAGUGAGCUAUUAAGAAGCCUGGAGUAAAACUAGAAUGAGACUUUGAUGGCUAAAGUGAGAUAUUAAGGUGGCUGGAGUGAGAUAUUGAGGAGACUAGAAAGAGACUGGAGUGUGAUAUUAAGGUGGCUGGAAUGAAAUGUUCAUAUGGCCAGAGUGAGAUUGGAGUAAGACAUUAAAGUGGCUAAAGUGAGACAUUGAGGAGGCUAGAGUGAGAUAUUAAGAUGGCUAUAGUGAGACUGUAGUAAGAUAUUAAAGUGAGAUAUUAAGAAAGCUAUCAUAAGACUGGGAUGAGACAUUAAGGAGGCUAGUUUGAGACUAGAGUGAGAUAAUACGAUGGCUAGAAUGAGACUGGAGUGAGAUAUUAAAGUGGCUGAAGUGAGAUAUAGAGGAGGCUAGAGUGAGACUGGAGUGAGAUAUUAAAGUGGCUGAAGUGAGAUAUAGAGGAGGCUAGAGUGAGACUGGAGUGAGAUAUUAAGGUGGCUGGAGUAAGACUAGAAUGAGACUUUAAGGUGUCUAAAGUGAGAUAAUUAAAUGGCUAGAGUGAGACUUGGGUGAGAUAUUAAGGAAGCUAUCUUCAGAAUGGGAUUAGACAUUAAGGAGGCUGGUGUGAGACUGGAGUGAGAUAUUAAGGUUUCUGGAGUGAGACUGGUGUGAGAUGUUAUGGUGGAUGGAAUGAGAUAUAGUAUUAAGGAGGCUAGCGUGAGACUGGAGUGAGAUAUUAGGAGGCUAGAGUGAGAUUAGCGUGAGCCCCAGUGCUUAUUAGUCGAUAUGUUGCUCAGCACACAGAGAUUAGAACCACAGCUGAUAGUCAUUAGAACAUUGUUCCGGUUCUCUGAAGGGUCGAGCCCCGCCCCCAACACACCUGAACCAGGUAUAGAGACAGACCUGACAGGAAGUGAACAGUAUCAGAGUGAGAGAACCACAGUACUCCAGCCAGUCCUCACUCCACCUCCAGUCCUCUCACUCUAGUCUUAUAGAAUAGAUCAGAACUGUGACCGUGCAACAGCUCCCCCUGGGGCAGAUUCCCACCACCCACUAAACCAAUAAACCACUGCUGCUUUUACAUCCAUCAUCUGUCGCUGAGUUUAAUCUCUCUGCUGCUAUAAUUGUCUCAGUAUCAUCUCAAUAACGAAUAAUAAUAAUAAUAAUUAAGAAUAUGAUGAUAAUAAAGUGUCCCACAACCCUAAAACGUCCUAAACGUCCCAAAAAUGACUACCAUCCAACACAGUUUUAAACUAGGACUGUGACUAAGACUAAGUUGGCAACCCUGAUGUUUUAUUUUAAGCCUGUUGUUUUAUUUGAAGCCUGUUGGUGUUUUAUGUUUUACGUUUAUUUAGUGUAGUUAAAAAGGGGCGGGGCAACUGUGUACAGUCAUCUGGCAUCGGGAGGUUGCUGGUUCAAAUCCCGGCCGAGAAAAAGACGUCAAUAUCAACGAUAUUAUCAGCCUAUAGAUAUAUCGGACCCCCCUGGUGUGUGUGUGUAUGUAUGUGUGUGUGUGUGUUGCGAUAAAGCUUAUACUUUUUCAUGUGAUGUGUGUGUAUGUGCGAUGUGUGUGUGUGUGUGUGUGUGACCCAUCAGCGCCGGCGAUGUGCUCUCACUGCUGCUGUUGCGGGUUUAUUGUAUUGCUGUAAAUCUGGUCCGGCGUCUCCGGGAUCAGCUGGGUUCUGAUCCGGCCGCUCGGUUCCGGACAGAAAUGUAAUUUAUUUUAGAUGCAUUAAAAAAGACCUGCUGAGAGGAA
Messenger RNA from Astyanax mexicanus (Mexican tetra), 3165 nucleotides. RefSeq names its product stathmin-like 4, like (gene stmn4l). Gene Ontology annotation, cellular component: neuron projection; cytoplasm. The coding region runs from base 187 to 723 and encodes 178 amino acids. The record is from RefSeq and is a predicted model, not a curated record. NCBI's taxonomy places the organism in Eukaryota, Metazoa, Chordata, Actinopteri, Characiformes, Acestrorhamphidae. The transcript has 7 exons. Gene Ontology annotation, molecular function: tubulin binding. Gene Ontology annotation, biological process: microtubule depolymerization; neuron projection development; regulation of microtubule polymerization or depolymerization.